Brenthis ino (lesser marbled fritillary) is the source of this 9171-nucleotide messenger RNA. The record is from the annotation of a GenBank genome assembly. NCBI's taxonomy places the organism in Eukaryota, Metazoa, Arthropoda, Insecta, Lepidoptera, Nymphalidae.
AUGAACGUAUUAGAGAAGGCGGAGAAGGCAUUGGAGUAUUUACGAAAUAGUGAAGGGAUUGCCAAAGGCCAUGAGUUACAAGCAGCUGCAGGUACAUUAGGAAGAUGCCUUGGAGCAUUAGGCAGUCGGCAAAACUGCGCCCGUCAUUAUGCUAAUUUAUUAAAUUCAGCUAUACCUACUUUGUUAACUUUGGCUAGUAAUGAGAGUGCAGAAGUGCGUUUACUAGGUGAUGAGGCAUUAAAUAGAGCUGUAGCUGGUGGGUUUGCCUUUCAUUCAUAUAAAACUAAUAUUGUAUUGCAAAAUCAAAUAGACCCUAGCAAAAAUGCAAGGUGGAUCAGAGCAGCUCUCUCCCGUAUAUGUCUUGGUGAUUGCUGGCUUCGCCCAGGCAUGGGUAAAAUUCGAUCCCAAGCUCAAACAUUAUUUCCAAAACUAAGUCAAAUAGUGCGUCAGACAAAUGAAAUACAGUUAAUAGUUGAGGCGUUAGAGAAUAACCUGCCCAGGAUAUUGACCGCACUAGCUGAAUAUACUACGGAUGAAGAAAUUUCUGAUCUAUCUAAGGCACUGCUAUUGCAUGUGGAAAGUAUUGAGCCAGCGGUUCGUCGUGGAAUAUCUAAUUGUGUUGCACAUUUAUGUUCCCACCGGGAACCUUUGCUGACUAAUAUAUUGGGUAAAGUGUAUGAAAAGUUAUGGCCGUUGACAGUGGAUGAUACAGUGGUGAUAGGAUGGUUUUGCGUCAUCAAAGCCAUAUUCCAGAUAAACGAUAUUACGAAGUUUAAAGAGAACGAUGUUUUUGGUAUACAGGAUUAUUUGGAGUUAUACCAACUGUGCAUCCACUACACGGAGCACAGCACAGAGCACAACGCACAGAACGCCGUGCUCGAGUGCUUGUGCGUGGUGCUGGGCGGCGCGCGCGGCGCGUGGCGCGCGGCGCUGCUGGCGCGCCGCCCUGCGCGUCUGGUGCUUGAGAGACGCGCACACAGGCGGAAUAUGAGUUACUCCAGUGCAAUAUCAGCUCGUACAAUAGCGAGUGUGCAGUUGGACUCAAAGGAUACGGAGAUAUGCUUCACUGGUGCCUUACAGUUGGGCAGCUUGUUGCAGCUGAACUCGCUUAGUGGUAGUACUGAUGAGCUGGCUAUACAGACCCCAGACUCGCCACAAAGCGAGCCGGACAUACAGCUGACGGAUACGGAGCAGCUGUCCAGGGAGCUGACGGAGAAGCUGCAGGACUAUGAGGAUGAUGGCGAUGAUGAUGUGGUGGUCAGUCGUGAUGGAGGGUUUAAGGUUAAUAUCGGAUCUUUGACAGACGAGGAUGUGAGGUUGAAAUACUGCGGUCGAUUGCUGAUAUCUAAGUUUCUUCUUACGGGCAAUAAAGGAGGAGUGAUAUCUGAUAGGUCAGUUCGAGUGUCAGUAAAAUCGUCGGCACUAUCAUGUCUAUCAGUUAUCCUGCAGAUUUAUCCACAGCUUAUUACAUUUUACUUAGAUAAAGAUGCUGAUUUGAAAUAUAUUAACUGUUCAGGUACAUCAGAAGGUACAGACUCUAACCCAGAACACGUCAACGAAUUCAUAUUAGAGCGCAACGUUUGUUACCAAGACUCCAUAACAGAAUCCCUAAGUCAAGAACUUCUAAACCGUAGUACGGACAGCCAAUCCCAACAAUACAAAAAAGAUAGUAAAUCACUAGAAAAAUCCAUGGAAAGUGAACAAAAAAGCUCUAAAGACGUCCAAAGCGCUAUAUUGGACAGUAAAAUCGGCAAAGAUUUAGUUGGAAGCGGUUUUAGUGCGGACAGCACUAACCCGAAUAUGACAAAUAGCAAUUUUACAUCCAACUCGAAUAUGACAGGCAGUAUCGAUCACAUAUCGACUGGUUAUCCGAUGUCGAGUAGCGGCGAUAUAUUAUCGUCUAGUAUCGAUUUAGACAUGAAGUUCGAUCAUUUCGGCGAAUCGACAAACAUGGAAAUCGAUGUCGAGAAGAAGCGCGAGUUGAAACGUAUGGAGGAAGUCGAUAAUGAUGUAGCUAUCGAUAAUAAUGCUGAUAAUAAUAUCGAUUCCGAAUUCGAGUUUCAGCAUAUGUCGGAAGUUUUUUUGUUGUUCGAAUGCCACAAUGAUCCGCAAAUACGUGGUUUGGUUAGAGUUUGUGUGGGGAAUUAUUUAGUGGCUGCUCUGGAUAUGGCUCAUGGCGAUUAUAAUAGAUGGAGGAACUAUAGCUUGUUACCGAAGGAAGUUAGCGAUUGUAUCACUGUUGAAAAGUUGAUGGAUAUUAUAUUGAAAGGACUAUCAGACCACAUCCAUUCAACAGUGAAUCACACACUAUCCUCAUUGAGUGGGAUAGCAAGAUCUCUCUGCGCCAGCCUCCACUGGACCAUCAUCAGCGAAGUUCUCAAUUCUCUCAUCAGUGUGCAAUAUAACACUUACUGGUUGUGUAGAGUCAAUCUAGCUAAGUUAUACGAAUCUAUGCCUUAUCAGAGACUGUUCACUCUACAUCCGGAAUAUUAUUCUAGAGCUAAACUAAUAAUGGAUGCUUUAAUGCAUUUACUAUCUGACCAGGAUCAGAAAGUACGGUCAGCAGCCGCGCACGCCAUUGCAAGGAUUGUACCAAAAAUCUAUCCACCUCGCAAAUCCACACCAAUAACUAUGAUGGCUCAAAUAUCUAAAGAACAUAGUAAAAUAUUUAGUUUUGACACACAAGCCCUGUCUCUGGAGUUAGUUCGAGACAUAUAUUUUUACUGUGAUAUACCUGUGCAGUUGAAAUGUGGUGAAAUGAUGGAAAAUAGUGAUAGCCUCAUGGCUAUUGUUGGUGAUGUAGUUGGACGGUUAAUGGCGUCUAAUUCUAAAAGCUAUUCGCAAGGCCUCAUAGAAACUCUGCAACAUAUAUGCCGUAUAUGGUCGCCAUGGAAACACACAGAGGCGUACACAGAGCAGGGUAUUCUUGGUUAUUGUUUGGAUACAUUGGAUUAUUGCAAUGAGAACGUACCAGUUAGGAGCAUGUUGCUUGAUAUAUGCCGUUUGGUUUAUCCAGUUGAAAUCCACAACAUAAUGCGUCAUAAAACAUCAAAUAGAGACAUAUUCGAGCGCGACACACAAGACAUAAACGAGAAAUGGCAACACUUAGAGAACGAGAAAGUUGCCAAUUUGGCUGAGAAAUUCCUACAAGUGACUCUGAAGAUGCUCAAUGUACUAGUACAUUUGAUAGAGGAAGUUAAUCCUAAUGUGCAUUUGCAUAAGAGUGGUAUUGCUUUGCCGGGUAGUCCUGUACGAAGGAAGACCCAGGAAUCAAUCCCGCGUAAGAACAGCAUCCCAACGGAAUCAGAAGAUAAAACUUUAAGAAAACGACCCCCCGUACCGGCAACUAGUUUGAAGGCCAAUUUUGCGGGACACUUUUUCAAUGAACCGUUUUACAUGAAAUUGUAUGAAAAUUUACGAGCCACAUACUCUAACCAUAAGAUAAAUCUAGACCCAAAAACAAGUAUUUUCCACGAAUUCCUACAAACAACUUUAAAUUGUCUUGCGAUACAAUUAGAAUUGUCCACUGAAAGGGAAUUUGGUGCUGUCACAGAAGAAAUACUAUUCUAUCUUAAAGUCAUUAUGCCUCUAUGUCCAGACUUAACAGUCUAUAACAUAACACAAUUACUGAAAUGCCUUUUCGGCACAAACAUGAUAAACCAGUACGCGGACUUUUUAAGUAUCGCAGAUAAAAAAAUUAUAUACGAAAAACCCAAUUUCUUCCAAGACAUUAUGAUGGUGAAUAUGGGGAAAGUGACAGAUGAUGAUAAAAGCAGUAUAAGUUCGACGUCCAGUCAGAAAUUGUCGUUGGACACUAAAAAUCCCAGGAUGAUGGAUGAGAGGCAUCUGCUCAUCAUGAUGGAGAACUUCUCCAAGAAUCGUACAGAUAGGAAAUGGAGUACGAAUAAAAAGGAGUUAGAGAGGUAUAUAAGGCUGUUUGAACCGGUCGUUAUUCAGUCUUUAAAGAGCUACACGAUGCAGAACGACAUCCCGCUGCAGUGCACGGUGCUGCGGCUGCUGUGCCAGCUGCUGGCGCUGCGCGUCAACUACUGCAUGCUGGACAGCGACCAGGUCUUCAUCGGCUUCCUCAUGCGCCAGCUCGAGCUGGUCGAGCAGCAUGAGAUACCGAAUUGCUGCGACCUCGUGAAUAGUAUAUUACAAUUUCUAGUUCAACUAUCGUCCUCCAAACACCACACGAAGCAAAUCAUUGAAAUACCAAAAUUAAUACAGCUGUGUGACGGUCUGAUGGCGUCCGGGGCGCAGGACGAGUGUAUAGCGGGACUGGAGCCGGUCGCGGUGAGGGUGUUCAGUAAUAUGGGUGGUGGUACUGUGUUAGGCAGAGCCCAGCAGCAAGAAGCUCAGGCGACUAGGGAAGUUUUGUUUUAUAUGUUACAGAAAACUAUGCAUCAGCCGAAAGUACUAGAACUAGUAUCGUGCGUUCUCUCUCUCUCACAAGAGCAUCCAGAGAGCUACUACCGUUGGUCCGAACUCGCAAGCGACACGCUUCUAAAUCUACUAAGUGAGAGAAGUAUAGAAUGCGACACGAUACUCGCAGUGAAGUCGCUCGAGAAACUUCUACACUCUUUGUAUCGAGAUGUGUUGUUGGAACAAACAAGAGUAGAGGUAUUGUUGAAGAUACUGUUCAAAGCUCCGCCUGAUCAGCAAACAACACCAAGGAAAUUGAAGUUACGAUAUCUAACAAUAGUAAUGGUGUUGUUACGUAAAGUCCUUAUUCUGAUACCCGAGACGGAAAUACUUCUCUCAAUAAACUACCUAAAAUCGACCUGUAUAUCGCCUCAGUCGAUAUUUUUCAACGUGAAACCUAACGUAGACCCCCUAAAUGUUCAGAAUGUGAACGAAAAUUGCGCAAAUUUAUCACCAGAUGUGAUUCUAGUCAGGUUUCUAUUCAAGACUUUGACGUAUGCGAUAAUGGAAUUAGAUGAUUUUCAAGCGACAAUAGACGUUAAUGACGAUGACGAUAAGGAUCAGAAUAGAUUGUUGUACGCUGUGUGUGUUAAUAUUAUAAUUCAAGCCAAGUUUAUGUUACAUUUGACAAACGGCUGUCUCUUCCCUCUAACAGCUAAAACAGCACAAACAAUACUCCACAACGAGCAGAGUGGCCUCAACACAGGUCUAUACAGUCCCGAAGAGAACAUACCGUUGGAUAACCUCAACUUGAUAUGUUUGAAGUCGGCAAAUCGAAUACCAUUGUUGACUGUCCAUUGGUCGCAUUUGUUGAUUAGACUAAACUUCCUGUCGCACAAGUACUGGCAGAAGCUAAUAGGUUUCGCACGCAAUCUCCCUCUGAGUGCAGACAGCGGGGACACCACGCUACUACGAGUGGAUGUGCUACAAACUGCCUGUGUUAUGGCCUAUUGCGAAUAUUUUGUGGACAACGGUAUCUCGGAGGCCGUGCACCUGACGUGGCUGCUCGUGAACCGCGUGCACGUGCUGGUGGCGCAGUGCGGCGAGGCGGGCGUGCGUGCGCUGGCGGCCCGCGUGCAGCGCGCGCCCGCCGCCUCCGCGCUGCUGCUUCAGGCCGUCGCCGCCCGCUGUCAGAGCUGCUUGAAGGAUGAAUUCGCUCUAAACACAUACAAAAUACUCUCAUUGUGUCAUGAGAGUCAGUCCGGUGCUUUGGUGUUUUUCAUAUGUCGUGUUAUAGGGAAAUUAGAGCCCGCCAUUGCGACUAGAUUCUCAAAAUUAGCGAUAGACCGAUGUAGAUUAUUAAAAGAAAUGUCACCAGAAGCCAUCAACUCGCAACUAUCCAAAGAAGACGUGCAAGUUGCAUUGGAGUUGUUACAGAGGGACAAGGUUCAUAUACGAUAUUCAAAGCUGGUGAUGGAAUUGAAUGCGUUAGCGUCUUCAGUGUUUGAUUUGUCGCCUUUAGAUCUAUCUCAGGAUAGAUCGAUCAAUUCACAUUAUAUAAUCACUACCAAUGUUGACAGCCACUGGUUGCUCAAUCAAAUAAAGAGCAGAUGCUGUCAAACAGAUUGUAACAUACCAAAGAUAUCGAAACACAAAGAUUUAGCUCAAUCUCUAUCUAAUUUGUCAAUAGAGGAUCUCACUACAAUUAUGUCUUGUUCAGAGUUCGACAGGAAAAUACUGAGUGCAUGUUUUAAGAUAUCCUGCGAUGAUUUCACUAGAGCCUUUCUAAAUAGUAUAUCAGAAAUAGAAUUGAGAGAGAGUGAGUUAGAGUUGCUAAGAGAACAAAGGGAGAUGGAGAGAGUUAGAGAAGAAACGUCGGUUGAUAGUAAUAAAUUGAACGUUACAAAUUUACACGUUUUCAAGAAAAGUGAUAACAAAGAGUCGAAAUCCCAAUUUUUCAUUCCAAUAAUGGAUAACGACGUUCAAGAGAAAUUUGGGAAUUUACAUAUUUCGGAGGAGGAUACGGAAAUUGUGGUGCCGGAUAUGCCGAAAUUGUAUCAAGUGUCGAUAUCGACUUUGGACAAAUCGAUUACGGAUGUUCUAAGACUGUUUCCCAAACAAAAUAGACCGUUGAGUCAAUCGGAAAAUUUUAAUUUGAAUUCUGAACAAACAGUGGACAGAUAUACGAAGAGAUGUCACCAAGUGUUCCAAGACAAAUUGUUUUACCAAGAAUUUAUGACGAUUCAAACUAUAUUAUCUGGUUUCCUCACUAAUGUGGAACGAAUUGUGUCGUUAAUCGACGACACAGAUUGUGAUUUAAUCGAGAAAUGUAUAGAAAAUAUAAUACCUAAUACGCUAGCUCGUAAUAUAGCUGUAUUCUCCGUGGUUUCACUGCAAUAUUUGUCGUUUAUAAUUAAAAAUAAGAAAAUUGUUGAAAGUCCCAUACCGGCUGACGUUUCCUUUCGUGUCACAAAUGUCUCCACAGAUAAUAUAUGUGUGGAUCACGUGAUAUUAGUGACCAUAGACAAUGUGGCAAAAGCCCUGGAUUUUAAGGAAAUCUGGUCGGAAUUAAAUGUUGAGAGUAACUUUAAUAGAACUCAAUCGGCCAUCAGUUGUUUGUAUGCGAUCGUGAAGUAUUUAGUUAAGGAUACGAAACCCCUAAUACUGAAAACGUUUAUGAAACUACAAGAGCCAGGUCCGACACCAGAUAUAAUAAUUACUGGUAAUAAGCUAGCAACACUUGUGGCAUUUUGGGAAGAAAACUUCUAUAUGAAGGGCAACACUUAUAUACUAGGGAAACGAUACAUGCGAGCCAUUGAGAGUCUGCUCAUCAGUUUAUCUAAAUUAGAGUUAGUGACAAAUAUAGCACUAAUACCGCCCAUUGCGUGGUCCUGUGUCGAAGUUAGGACGAAGAAGGAGGAACUAGAAAAGAUAGACUUACCGCUGCAAGCUCUGCAAGAUUUGGACGUUUUAGAGGCGUUUUUGUUUAGAGUGAACAUGACUGGGUGGUCCAACAAGAAGCAGUACGAGGAGGUGUGGGUGGGGCUGCUGGCGGCGCUGCAGGGCAACGGCGCGCACUGGGCCGUGGCCGGCAUCACGCAGCUGCUGGCGCGCGCCGCCGGCGCCCGACACGUGCCGCGCACCGCCGCGCCGCACACGAGGGGAAUGCAUCGACUUCGAAACAUUCUGGUGGGAACAUCGGCAUACAAUGACAUAUUCGAAGACGUGAAUCUGGAACGAGUACCUUUAAUUAAAGACGGCCAUUGCGGAUUCCAUUUCGGCCAGUUUAGUACUGAGUAUUUGAAAUAUGCUUCAGAUAUGAUUGAUGAAGCCUCGUACAGAGUGCGCAAGGAAGUGAAACGUAAGCGGAAGAAUAAAGAAAUAGAUGUGAAUAGCUGUUUGCAGUUGUUGAUGGACGUCACUACUGACAUGUUGGAUCCUAAGGCGUCCACGGGCAUAGCGGCCCGCGUGGCGCUCAUCAAGCUGCUGAGCUACUCUUCGUGCGCGAUGUCCUCGCGCGCGCAGUGGGGCGCGCUGGGCGCUGCGCUGGCCGCGCCGCAGAGCCCGCUGGCGGCCGCGGCCGCGCUGCAGGCGCUGGUGGCGAGCUUGCCCGUGCUCAGCUAUGCGAAGGAGCUGUCGACUAUCCAGGAGCGCCUGGAGCGGUCGCUGUCGGGGCGCGGCGCGGCGGUGCGCGUGGCGGCGCUGCGCGGCUGGCUGCUGCUGCUGGCGCGCCGUGGCCCCGACCCCGCGCCGCUGCGCGCGCGCCUGCGCGACCUGCCCGCCGCCGCCGCGCCCGCGCUCGGGAUAUCUUUACAUGAGACGAGUUUAUACUGGGCGAUACUUUUUGCGCUAGUCGAGCUCGGCCACACUGACCUAAUGCACGUUCCUGUGGACUUCAUAUUGGCUAAUCCAAGACAUUAUUGUGCUGAUUUGGUUGUGAAGGGAAUAACAUCAAUUCUUCGUCAACAAGUGCUUCCAAAGGAUAUGAAAAACAACAUAAUCGAGAAAUUAUUGGACAAUAUGAAGAACUAUUCGGAAGAUCAUGCUGUACAGAUUUUGAUGGUGCAUUUGUUUUCAGCUGACAGCAAAUUAAUAAGUCCAAAACUUGAAUCAGACGUUUCAAAUAUGGAUCCUGACGUCCUAAUGAAUUCUAUGGAACGUAUUACUUUACUAUACAAAGUUCUGAAGCUAUGUAAGAAGAAAACGAACAAACACAUAAUAACCUCAGCAAUAAAGUAUUUCCUAAGAGAAACAUUACCUCCCGCUGCUACGUUGAGUAGAGUGGUGAUAGAGUAUCUGGAGAUAUGUAAAGAGAGUGAGAAGAAAGAGAUCAAAUUGUUGUGCGAUAGAGAUAAGUGGGUUGAGAAUUCGGUGUUAAGCGCUGAUAUUGUUUUUGAGGUGUUUGAGACAUCUGUAUCACAAGACCAACUUACAGUUCUAAGCGGAUGGAUAUUCGAAGCGCUAUGUCAUCUAUUAAACGGCAAAGUUUCAUCAAAACUGUUACCAUAUUGUCUCUUAACUUUGCUUGUAUCGGCUAGUUCAAAUCGUCACUUGCGCUCAAUAAACGCUCUAACUAAUCACAUAUUUAGACUAGGUUUCUAUAAAACACCAGAAAAUGUACAAAAUUGGGGUAUUUUUGAUGAUUUUGCCAAUAAUUGGGGAACUAAAAUGUCGUUCUCUGAAAGGCGUUUGUUAUGUAUAGUGGCCCUUCAUUCAAACUUCAGCGCGAAUCAGUUAGAGAGAUUGAAGGAAUUAUGUGAAGGGAACGAAUGUUUGAAUGAUUUGAAGCAAUGCUUGGCAGCCAUU